Phragmites australis (common reed) is the source of this 1404-nucleotide messenger RNA. RefSeq names its product cytidine deaminase 1-like. NCBI's taxonomy places the organism in Eukaryota, Viridiplantae, Streptophyta, Magnoliopsida, Poales, Poaceae. The transcript has a single exon. Bases 134 to 1075 code for a protein of 313 amino acids. The record is from RefSeq and is a predicted model, not a curated record. Gene Ontology annotation, cellular component: cytosol. Gene Ontology annotation, molecular function: zinc ion binding; cytidine deaminase activity.
CAGUAAGGCUGCCCCUCUCUCUUCUCCUCCACACUUCGAGGAAACAUCUAAGCACUUUCUUGUGAAGGGGCUAAACACGAUUAGGAGGUAGCAACUUGUAUGCUAGUAAGUUAGUUAGAGUCAGAUCUGAGCAAUGGGGGAGGAGCAGGUGGCGCCCAAGCCGGAGGCCGCGGCGGCGGCGGAGCUGACGGGGUUCGUGAUGAGCGCGGAGGAGGCCGAGCGCGCCGCGGCGGCGGCCGGCGUGGCGACCGUGCAGGACCUGCUGCCGCUGUUGGUGCCGUCGGCGAUGAAACGCGCGCGCGCCCCGAUCUCGCGGUUCCCCGUGGGUGCCGUGGGGCUGGGCGUGAGCGGCCGCGUCUACGUCGGCGUGAACCUCGAGUUCCGCGGCGUGCCGCUGUCGCAGUCCGUCCACGCCGAGCAGUUCCUCGUCGCCAACGCGGCCGCCGCGGGGGAGCACGCGCUGCGCGCCAUCGCUGUCUCUCACAUGCCCUGCGGCCACUGCCGCCAGUUCCUCCAGGAGAUCCGCGCCGCCGCCAACAUCCAAAUCCUCGUGACCACCGACGCCGAGGAAGGCUGCGCGCCCGAGUGGCGCACGGUGGCAUCCCUCCUUCUCCGCCCCUUCGGGCCCCACGACCUCCUCCCCGAGAAUGUGCCACUCGUCCUCGAGCCGCACGACAACCCUCUGGGCGACCCCGUCGCCGCGGUCGCCAAUGGCUUCGCUGGCGGAGACCUGGAGGCGCGCCUGAGGGAGGCUGCGGAGGCGGCCGCGCGGGCGGCGCACGCGCCGUACAGCGAGUGCCCUUCGGGGUUCGCAGUGGCGGACGCUGACGGGAGGAUCUACGCCGGGGGGUGCCUGGAGUCAGCCGCCUACAACCCGACGCUGGGCCCCGUCCAGGCAGCCAUCAUUGCGAUGAUAGCAGCCGGAGGCGGCCCCGCCGGGGACGUGGUGGCGGCGGCGCUCGUGGAGAAGGAAGGGGCGGCGGUGGCGCAGGAGGCGACGGCCAGGAUCGUCUUGGGCGCCGUGGCCCCACAUGCCAGCCUCCACGUGUACAGCUACAAGCCGUCCGACGCGUGAUGAGCCCCUCUGGAUCCCUGUGGCGGUGGGGAGGGUAGGACGCGAGAUGGGAUCAAGAUAAUGUUAAUAGAAAAAAAGAGUUAAGAAUAAGACGGAAAAAACAAAUCUCGUGCCGUUGCGUGAGCUGUUAAUUCCACAUGGCGCUGUUCCAUUGGUCAGCAGGUCUGGGAGCUGGGCCUACUUGGUCGGAGUGAUUAGUGUUCUUCUGUUCUUAUGUGUGUUAUAGAAGAAAAAAAAUCAACCAAAGAAUGGCAAGGUGAAAUAGUCCUAUUAAAUAAGUAACAGAUAUAUUUACAUAAAAAAAUUAUAUUUUCCUUGCAAGCUAUGCA